AUGAUGAUGGACACGACCGUCGAUACUGACGGUACGGCGUUCAUUUGUCCUGAGUGCAGUUUCAAUGGAAAAAGCUUACCUGAACUAAUUAGCCAUUUGAAUGAUGCACACAGUGAAGAAACUGCUAGUAGAAGUGAAGCACCGCCAAAAAAUGCUUCAUCAUUACUAAAACCUGAAAAGCGAUCUAGACGUAAGCCAGCUUUCAGCCAUCAGAUUGUUUCUCAAGUACCUCGUCAAUCAUCAACAUUAUUCAGUCAGCAAACACCAUCGAAUAUUGAGUCAGACCCAAAUCAAUUUUUGAAUCGCAUUUCAACACCAGAAAGAAAUGGCACAAAAUUUAUACCAACUGUUACUGAUGAUUCAUCGAUACAGAUGAUUAGUGAUGAAAAUACAAACAUCAAUGUCAAUUCAAAGGAUUCGUUAAAUUCAAUCGCUGCUGCUGCUAAACGAAACCCGAAUGUACUUCAUUCUAUUCUUAGUCAACAACGCCCGAUUGCGCCGAAAAAUGGAUCACCAACAGCGACAAAAGCGACACCAAUAUCUUCACCAUCAUUAUUACCAUUAGUAAAUUCCUCGCCUGGCAUAGACAAUUCAUUUUAUUUACCAACCAAUCAUUCAAUGCAACCAUAUAAAAAGAAUUUUCAAUGUAAAAUGUGUCGUUUAACUUACAAAAAUUUUCAUGAUUGUACAGCUCAUAUACGUAAAAAACAUGAAAUAGAUCAUGCACUUGCUGGUCGUUACGUUGACAAACUUGAUGAAGACGUACCACUACCACCAUCAGCAACAGGAAACUAUAAAUUUCGUAUUAAAGGUAAAUCAUUACCACCACCACAACAAGCGAAUUCUACAUCAACAAUGAAACGCACAUCGUUGACGCCAAUGGCGCACGAUGAUUCAACAAAAAUUUUACAAUGUAAAUAUUGUUCAUUUACAACUCAUUGGUCAAAAGAAAUAAUAAAACAUCAACGGAUAGUACAUUCAAAUUAUCCGCCACAUAUUUUACAAAAUGAUUAUGUACACGAAGAUAAUCAAUUUCAUGAUGAAAUUGAUGAUGAUAAUGGUUUAUCAGCACUUUUAAUUGAUCCAGUACGAGCUUUUGGUGAAGUUAUUGAUACUAUUGAUAGUUCGAACGGAAAUGAUUAUGAAGAUGGUGACAGUCAAGAUGAGCAAAUGAUGAUGGGCCAUGAUAUUGAUGAUGAUGAAGACGAUGCUCUAUGGAAAUAUCAACAAGAAAUAAAUGAUUUGUCUGAAUCGGGCAUCACAACAGCUGUUAACCAUGACAGAAAUAAUUCAAAUUAUUUAUUUGCCAAACAAUUUAAAAAAUUUCGUUGUCCACAUUGUGAACAUGCAUCGCCAACAUUGACAAAACUUAAACUUCAUGUUGCAACACAUAUAAAUAUCAAGCCAUUUAUGUGUUCAAUAUGUGGUUGGCGUGCUAAUCUUCGUUGGUAUAUUCAGUGUCAUGCAAAAAAACGUCAUCCAAAUAUGAAUUUCGAUGUUUUACAAUUAUCACACGAAGAAGCUGAACAAACAAUAAAUGCUUAUAUGAAAGAACGUGGUCUUGAUUCAAAAUUGAAUCUUAACGGUCAAGAUUCAAAACGCUACUAUCAAUGUUCAUUAUGUCAAUUUCGUUCAAGUCAUCCAAAAUUCAUUGAACAGCAUAUUCAUACAAAUCAUCCAAAUAAAUCGUUUGCAAAAAUGAUUGUAAAUAAAAGACCAGCACAAACACUACCAACAGCACCAUCACAACAGCAGCAGCAGCAGCAGCACCUAAACAAUAAAACAACUUCAUUCUUACAAACGAAUGGUCAUACAACGAAACAAACUCAUAAAAAUGAUCAUGAUGAUAAAAUCUAUUCAAAAUUUAUGAUUAAACCACCAAUAAAAUCAAAUUAUCAAAAAUUAAAUGGUGAUUAUCAAGAUGAACAAAAUAAAUGUGAAAUGAAAUCUCAAACACUUUAUAAUCGUUCAAGUUUAAUACAAUCUGAUGGCACUAUGCGUUUGCCUGAUCCAUCACAAAUUGUUUAUCCAAAGUUUUCUUCACAUCCACAUUUUAAUCCAAAUCGUCUAUUUUAUUGUGCAUUAUGUUAUCGUGGUUAUCGGUGGCGUUAUGAUGUUAAACGUCAUCAUAAAACUUCGCAUGAAUCACCUGAAAUUGAAGCGGCCAGGGGCUUGUCUAUGAGCCCGAAAUCAGUAAAACGUCGUAACAAAGAAUUUAAUCGAAAUUUUCGUUAUUUAGAAUAUGUACCACAAGUCGAUGGCCUUAUAUCAGCAUCGAUGUCAAGUGUAAAUAAUCAUUAUUCAGUAAAACAAGAAAAUGGUUUCGACGAUGAACGCAUGUUAGGUGGUGCUACAACUGAUGAUGAUGAAGGUGAAGAAAGUCAAGAUAAUGAACUUAAAUUGAGUAUUAAUGAUGCACGUACGGUUGAUGUUACCGAAGAUGAAGCAGCAGCUUUAUUAAUGAUUGAACCACAAAAAUCAGAUAGUAGCUCAAUUAUUCUUAAUGAUAAUCCCGAUGAUGCAGUAAUUGUAUUUGAAGAUGAUCGUCGAAAUUCGAAUGAAUCGAAAGAUAGAAGUUCAUUAUUAUCAAAUGAUACAUCAAAAUUAGCAGCUCGCACGUCAACUGGUUUGAAGCCAUAUCGUUGUCCAUAUUGUUUCUAUCGAACCAAUUGGCGAACAGAUUCUCUACGACAUAUUCGUGCACGUCAUAAAAUUGAACCUACUCAAGAUGGUUAUCUUGAAAUGACAGCAGAAGAAGCUGAACAAACCUAUGCUGAAUAUGAACGUACAUUUGGUUUUGUUGUUUCAAAAAAAGUUUUAGGGCGCUUUACUGAUUUUCGUCAUAUUGAAUGGAAUGAUUUACAAAAAUCAAUUUGGGAAAAAAUUAAAGAUAAACAAGGUUACGAACAAAUUAUAUAUGACCGUCUACGACCAGAUAAUUAUUCUGAAACAAAAUAUUCUGAACCAACAAAUGUAAUUCCUAAUCUACCACCAAAACCAAUAGUAACACCGAUAUUAAAUAAAGUAACAAUUGUAAAACCAAAACGCAUGUUUGCUUGCACGAACUGUGCAUUUCGUUCGCACAAACUUGUUGAAUUAGAUAAACACAUUUGUGAACGAAUACAAAAAUCUCAAAAUGAAAAACCACAUGGAAAAUUUCGUGUUUCACUUUAUCAAUGUUCAGAAUGUUCGUAUCGAACAAUAUACAAUGAUUAUGCACGAAAACAUAUUUAUUUACAUCGAUUAAAAAAUAGAAAAAUGAAACGUUUUUAUUAUUGUUCAGUGUGUGGUUAUAAUCAUACUCUGAGAAAUAGAUUAACUGUACAUAUUGCUAAACAUCAUCCAAUUAAUAAUACAUUAACGACAACUAUUUCUUCACAGUAUCAUCCUAAUGCUGAUUUCACAAUCAAACAAAUUAAUUUACGCCGAUCGUUCGUUGAACGUCAAUUGAAUAAUCGUAAAUCAAUGCAUACUCGAGUUUUUUAUUGCACUCAAUGUCCACAUGUAUCAACGUCAGUAUUAGAGCAUGAUCAUCAUCGAUCAUGCCAUGAAGAAAAUUCAUUAUCGUUGUAUAAAUGUAAUCAAUGCACAUUUGCAUCGAACUCUUUAUUGUAUACACGUCAACAUAAUAUGUUACAUUCAAACUCAAGUCGAUUAUUAUCUUUGCAUAUUGACACAAAAAAUUUGAAACAUCUCGCUGUUUCAACAAUUUUUCACGAAACUCUUGGUAAAAAUCGUCGUUAUCAUUGCCCAUUUUGUAAAAAAUUCUCAUCCAGUACUUCAUCAAUUGUACUCGGUCAUAUUAAAAACAUCCAUACUGGGAACAGUAAUCAAUUUGAUGAUAGUUUAAUAAUCGGUUCGGAUAUGGCCAAAGAAAUACUUGCACUAAGAGGAGAUAAGGUAACUGAUGAUUCACGUAUGGAUAUUAGUUAA
Messenger RNA from Rotaria socialis, 3933 nucleotides. Lineage: Eukaryota; Metazoa; Rotifera; Eurotatoria; Philodinida; Philodinidae. The record is from the annotation of a GenBank genome assembly.